This is a messenger RNA of Frieseomelitta varia, 669 nucleotides long. Its product is annotated as EF-hand calcium-binding domain-containing protein 1-like. Gene Ontology annotation, molecular function: kinase binding; calcium ion binding. The record is from RefSeq and is a predicted model, not a curated record. The transcript has 5 exons. Gene Ontology annotation, biological process: calcium-mediated signaling. Lineage: Eukaryota; Metazoa; Arthropoda; Insecta; Hymenoptera; Apidae. Bases 1 to 669 code for a protein of 222 amino acids.
AUGCCAGCGGAACAGGCAGUAGACAUGUUAAACGACACCUUGGCAGAGAUUGUUUUUAGAACAAAGAAUAUGCCAAGGUUCAAAAGAUUGGCACGUACUACGCAUUUUAAUCUGAGAGAAGUUGAGGCUUUGUCAAUUAUUCAUCGUAAAUGCGUCAAAACACUAGGCCCUAUAAACAGAUUCAUACUUCGCGACAUAUUCCAUGCUGGUUUAGACUUUACAGAAAAUAUUCGUCACUUAUUGGUCGACAAAAUGUUUUCCGUUAUUGACAAACGAAAUGCUUUACAGAUAAACCGUGAUCAAUGGAUCGAAAGUCUAUCGGUGCUUCUUCGUGGUACUUUGGACGAGAAAAUUCAUUUUGCUUAUCAAGUGUACGAUAGCUUGAGAACUCACAAAUUAAAAAAGGAGCAUAUAUUUCCCAUGAUGCGCGGAUGUUUAAUUAAACUGCAAAACGAUGAAAAUCCAGACGAAGCCGUGAAGGACCUGAUAGAUUUGUUGAUAAAAAAGCUGGACGUGGAUCGCGAUGGCGUGAUAUCAGAGGAGGAUUUCAAAACUGCCGUGAAAGAAAGAAAUCAGCUCCUUUUAGAAUGCAUGGGUCCAGUAUUUCCUUCGAGGAAUGCUCGUCACGUGUUUCUGAGCACUUUUACAGAUCGUGUAGGAAGAUACUAA